CACACACACACACACACACACGCACCCACUCAAACGCACGCAGGGAAACGCGCGCCCGAUACAGAUGAUAGGGUCAGGCUUUUGUUGAUUUUGUUUGUUUUGUUCUUUACGCAGACUCUGUAUGUCUUUAGUUAAUGACUAUUCGUUCCAAACCUUGGCGGCACCAACGGGAACGCAGAAGUUCUAUCACGAACACUUAAGAAUUUCAGUAGCAUCGCUCAGUUGUGGCUUGGGGGAGACUGGCUGGCAAGUGUUUGUUCAGUCCCGUGGCGGUGGGCACGGGUGAGUGAUAGCAGGUGUGUUGUUAUGGGCAAAUCAGAAAGUCAGAUGGAUAUAACAGAUAAUAACGCUCCAAAAUCAAAAAAGAAGCUGAGAUGGACAUCUUUAGAAAUUGGGCUUUCCACAUUGGUUGUGCUGCUCUUUAUUGUAGUGAUUGCUCUAAUAGUUUUAUAUGUGACAAACACUGGAGAUGGUAUAUGUAAAACAGCAGAUUGCACACAAUCAGCGGCACGAAUAAUUGAAAACAUGGAUACAAGUGCAGAACCAUGUCAAAAUUUCUACCAGUAUGCAUGCGGAGGCUGGCUGAAAAAGAACAUUAUUCCAGAAACCAGUUCUCGAUACAGCACGUUCGACAUUUUGAGAGAUGAACUGGAAGCAGUUCUGAAAGAUGUUCUUGAAAAACCAUCAACAGCUGACAUCGUGGCCCUAAAGAAAGCAAAAAUGCUGUAUAAGUCAUGCAUAAAUGAAACCACCAUUGAAAAAAGAGGUGGAUCUCCAUUAUUAGAACUGUUACCCAAAGUGUAUGAGUGGCCUGUAGCAACUGAUAACUGGGACAGCAUCUACGGACCAAGAUGGACACUGGAAGAUGCAAUUUCUACACUAAAUUCAAAAUAUGGAAAACAAGUGCUAGUUAACUUUUUUGUAGGGAUAGAUGAUAAAGACUCUAAUGCACACAUUAUCCAUUUUGAUCAACCCAGCCUUGGUCUUUCAUCUCGUGACUAUUAUGAAUGUACUGGCAUCUAUGAAGAGGCCUGUAAUGCAUAUGUACAAUUUAUGACCGAUGUAGCAAUACUCAUACGCAAGGAAAGGAAUUUAACUUUUGAUGAGAAGAUGAUUGAAAAUGAACUCAAGUCUGUUAUGGAACUGGAAAAGCUCAUUGCUAAUGCAACCUCCAAACCAGAGGACAGAAAUGACCCAAUGUUACUUUAUAACAAAAUGGAAUUAAGUGCAAUGGAAAAUAACUUUACAUUAAUUGUUAAUAGCACAGAAUUUCAUUGGACAAGCUUUACUGAGAAGAUAAUGAAUACAGUGAACAUAUCUGUGACGCCACAAGAAAAUGUUAUUGUUUAUGCCCCAGACUACCUAAGAAAACUGAAACAUGUUCUUGUCAACACUGAGAAGAGAACAAUUCAGAACUAUUUGGUAUGGCGUGGUAUAAUGGAUCUUGUUAACAGCUUGAGUCGUAACUACAAAGACACAAGAAAGGCUUUCCGAAAGGCUCUUUAUGGGACAACAUCAGAAACUGCAGUUUGGCGACAGUGUGCAAACUAUGUGAAUGGUAACCUAGAAAAUGCAGUUGGGAGAUUAUAUGUUGAAGAGGCCUUUGCUGGAGAAAGUAAAACCAUGGUUGAAGAAAUGAUUUCCCAAAUUCGAGAAGUUUUCAUUCAGACCUUGGAUGAUCUUAAAUGGAUGGAUCAGGAGACCAAAACAAAAGCAGAAGAUAAAGCCAAGGCAAUUAAAGAAAAGAUUGGUUACCCUGAUAACAUUAAAGAUGAUGCCAAGUUAGAUAAAGAAUACAAGGAUCUAAAUUAUAAUGUCGAAACCUAUUUUGAAAAUAUCCUCCAGAACUUGGAAUUUGGACAAAAGAAACGUUUGAGGAAGCUCAGAGAAAGCGUGGACAAGGAAGAGUGGAUUACUGGAGCUGCCGUUGUCAAUGCAUUUUAUUCCUCAAGCAGGAAUCAAAUAGUUUUUCCAGCUGGAAUCCUUCAGCCACCCUUUUUUGGUAAAGGCCAGUCCAAAUCUUUGAACUUUGGUGGUAUUGGCAUGGUUAUAGGCCAUGAGAUUACCCAUGGCUUUGAUGAUAAUGGUAGAAAUUUUGACAAAAAUGGUGAUCUAACUGAUUGGUGGAGUCAAAAAUCUGCAGAAAACUUUAAAGAUCUCUCCCAGUGUAUGGUCAAUCAAUAUGGAAAUUUUACUUGGGACCUAGCAGGUGGACAGCAUCUUAAUGGCAUUAACACCUUGGGAGAGAAUAUUGCAGACAAUGGAGGAAUCAGACAGUCAUAUCAAGCAUACCAAAAGUACAUUAAAAAGCAUGGAAAAGAAGAAUUGCUGCCUGGCAUUGAACUGAACCACAAACAAUUAUUCUUCCUCAAUUUUGCACAGGUGUGGUGUGGGACUUACCGACCAGAAUAUGCAGUGAACUCAAUUAAAACAGAUGUGCACAGCCCAGGAAAAUUCAGAGUUCUUGGGUCCCUGCAGAACUUUCCUGAAUUUGCGGAAGCCUUUUCUUGUAAGAAGAAUGAUAAAAUGGUUCCAGAGAGAAAAUGUCGAGUUUGGUAACUGCCCAUUCCUCACCAAAAAUAAGAAAAGAAAAUUGCUGCCUACUCAACAGACUGUUAUUUCAUUGCCAUUCAAAGCAUAGAAGAUAAACUGUUCAUCUGUAUGCAAUCAUUGGAACAAUAUUUGUGGUGUCUCUCUCACUUUCAAUAUAAAAACUUUAAUAGCUGUAUUAAAUAGAGUGUAAUGCAACAUAUAAAGCAACACUUUAAUAAUAUAUCAUUUUUUAAAAAGAACAAUGCAGUCUAAUGCAUUGGUUUGCAGAAUGUAUAAAAACCUGUUAUUGUAAACAAACAAUAUUGCAUUAUUCUAGUUAUUUGCUUUUUUAUGAAGCCUUAUUUUGUAAAUUUGGUGUUUAUUGUUUCCAUUUUUUUUUUCCUUUUUCAAUGUGAACAAAUGAGGGAGGGUCUCAAUUACUAGCAUUAUGGAAAGAAGUUUUACUCCACACCAAAGAACUUAGUUUUAGUAUCCCAUGUAAAAUUAAUAACAAUAUUAUACAUAUUUUUAAUU
Molecule: messenger RNA, 3066 nt
Organism: Polypterus senegalus (gray bichir)
Lineage: Eukaryota; Metazoa; Chordata; Cladistia; Polypteriformes; Polypteridae
Product: neprilysin-like
Exons: 23
Coding region: 307-2559 (750 amino acids)
Biological process (GO): protein processing; amyloid-beta clearance
Cellular component (GO): plasma membrane
Molecular function (GO): metalloendopeptidase activity
Source: RefSeq, a predicted model, not a curated record